Boleophthalmus pectinirostris (great blue-spotted mudskipper) is the source of this 1223-nucleotide messenger RNA. Its product is annotated as protein THEM6-like. NCBI's taxonomy places the organism in Eukaryota, Metazoa, Chordata, Actinopteri, Gobiiformes, Gobiidae. The record is from RefSeq and is a predicted model, not a curated record. The transcript has 3 exons. The coding region runs from base 183 to 794 and encodes 203 amino acids.
GUCAGAUGCACUUCAUUCAUUUUAAUUAGUUUCAUGCACUCUUUUCCAAGAAUUCAUGUAUUGCAUUUAGAUUUUUACCACAGUGCGCUGAAAAGGGGAAUCCUCACCACACUUGAAGAUUUUCCUGUCAAACCUGUUCAUGUCCUCACGCUUUGAAGUCGAAACUAUCUGAAAGGGCUGGGAUGUGGUGGGUGCUGUGGCUGCUGGGGGCCUUGCUGGCUCUCUUCUCCUGUAUGGAUGUGUGGUACUUCCUGCGGGCCGGUGUGGUCAUCCUCAAAGCCUGGUUCCAGCCUCCAGUUUUCGACAUCACGGCGGAGCAGAUUGUCUCGGGCCGCGUCACAUUCAAUGACAUCGACAUGUGUCAUAUGAACAACGCUCGCUAUCUCAGAGAAUGUGACUUUGCCCGGUUCUCCCUGUACACUCGAAAUGGUGUGUUCAAAGCUGUGCGAGCUCUAAGGGCCUCUAUGGUGGUGGGGGCUAAUACUAUUCGCUACAGGAGGGCGUUGUGUGUCGGAGAAGGGUACGAGCUGAGGAGUCGGAUUGUGACGUGGGACGACAAGGCCUUCUACCUGGAGCAGAGAUUUGUGUCGACUAAAGAUGGACUGGUGUGUGCUGUCAUGUACUGCAAACAGUCAGUCAUACGCAGCACUCCUGACCAGAUCAUGCAACAUCUGUGCAAGAGGAAGGUUGAGGUCCCUGAGUUCCCAGAGGAUCUUCAGCACUGGGUGAACUUCAUCUCGGCCAGCAGCCAGGCCCUCAGAGCUGAGAGUGGACUGGACGAUAAGAACAAAUGAAGACUGUUAAUCUUCUCUUGUUAAAGUCCCAUGGGUAAAGAAAAGCUGUAUCAUCUGCUUUCAGUGCAAUAAUAGGUACAGUCAUUUAAAUGCACUACUGACAUGAACAACAACGUAUAAGGUUUAAUACAGUAAGUUUGAUGUUUACAAAACCACAUAAAAUACUGUAUUUUUCUACUUUAAUACAAAGUAUUCAGUGAUGAAAAUUUAUCCUAGCCUUAAUACUACUGCUGCAGUCUGCUUGGUGUACAUUUGGUACAUUUGGUACAUACACUUGGUAACAUUCAAUACGUUAUGCACUAAAAUUGUGAAAAGAAGUUAGGUUAAAUUUGUGUUAAAAUAGAUGUAAGUGAUGUGAAGUAUGUAUCUUAUUUAAAAUGGAAAAGCCUACUUGUGCCUUGGUGCUGUUGUUGAUAGCAAUAAAUAAUA